CUCCCUUCCCAAUUGAGUGACUCAACCCUCUAAGUUCGACCCUUUGACCCGACCCUCUCGACGUGACUCCCUCCUCUCAUGCACUCUACCCUCCUUGUGCCCCUGUCUUUUAUUCUGGAUGAAUCGCCUCUUUAGACUCACCAGAAUUUCCAUUUCUCUCUCCACUCAGAUACCCAAAUUUCGAUUCUCUAGGGCUUGUUCCUCCAUCGCGACCAUGGAGUCUUUGAAGGUGCACAACUCCUUGAAGCCCGGUCAACCGGUACCAUUUACACCUAUCAACCCGGGCAAGGUGUCUUGGUAUGCUUGCGGUCCUACUGUCUACGACAAGAGUCAUUUGGGCCACGCCCGCAACUAUGUGUCGACCGACAUCAUCCGGCGCAUCAUCAUGCACUACUUCGGCGCCGAUGUGAAGUUUGUUAUGAACAUCACUGAUGUCGACGACAAGAUUAUUAUCAAGGCCCGAAGACAACGUCUCCUCGAACUUGAGAAGCAGAAGAAGUACUCGGACGAAGAGCUGGCGAAGCUUACCCUGACAGCUUUCCGCGCAUACGCCGAGAAGAGCUUGUCUCUGAUCCAAUCAUCCGACCUCGACGAGAACAACUACCUCGAGCGAAGAGACAGCGCAUACGGAAAGGUUCUUGCAGGCGGCACCCUGACUGGGGAAGGCAAGCCUGGCGACGACGAGGCCAAGACGAAGAUGCACAUUGCGAACAUGGACGCUGCUGCAUUUGCGAUCAAGGACAAGAAGUUCUUCCCUGGAACCGAUGAGAUUCUUCUGCCGUACCUCGACUCCCUCUACAAGGAGACCAUCGAUACAAGCGAUCAGACCAUCUUUACCGAUCUGACCCAGAGCAUGGAGAAGGAAUUCUUCGAUGAUAUGGACGCUCUCAACUGCCUGCGACCCGACGUCAUUACGCGCGUUACGGAAUACGUUCCCCAGAUUGCAAGCUUUGUCGAGCGCAUUGUGGACAAGGGAUUCGCAUACGAGUCUGACGGAUCCGUAUACUUCGAUAUCACAGCUUUCGAGAAGGCCGGAAACACAUACGCUCGUCUGCGACCCGGCAACCGCAACGACAAAUCACUGCAGGAGGAUGGAGAGGGGGCUCUGUCGAAGAACCUGGGCGAAAAGCGCAAUGAAGGCGAUUUUGCGCUGUGGAAAAAGUCCAAGAAGGGAGAGCCGUACUGGGAGAGCAGAUGGGGUCAGGGUCGCCCGGGAUGGCACAUUGAGUGCUCCGUCAUGGCCUCUGACAUUCUCGGAGCCCAGAUGGAUAUUCACUCCGGCGGUAUCGAUUUGGCUUUCCCUCACCACGAUAACGAGUUGGCCCAGAGCGAGGCCUUUUACGUGGACAACACAAAGGGCGAGCACACGUGGGUCAACAACUUUAUGCAUAUGGGUCACCUGUCAAUCUCCGGUUCAAAGAUGUCCAAGUCCUUGAAGAACUUCCAGACUAUCCAAGAUGCCCUUGCCACGACUUAUACAUCGAGAGGAAUGCGCAUUGUGUUCCUGAUGGGCAAAUGGAACGAUGGCGUCGAGAUCUCCCCCGACAUGCGCGCCCAGGCGUCCAGUUGGGAGGCAACUAUCAACAACUAUUUCACCAACGUCAAGGCAUAUGUGGCGGACGCCAGCGCUUCAACUGAUGGUGUUGAAUCUCUGUCACUGUCAGAGAAGCCCACUGGAGGACUUGUCAGCAGUCUGGAGAAAGCCAAGACUGACCUGCAAAUCGCCCUCACCAACUCUUUCGAUACCCCUCAAGCGAUGCGUGUUAUUCAGGAACUUGUCAGCGAGGCCAACAAGGUCGUUGUUUCCCAAGACGCAGAGGCUAACGUACCCGCGCUUGUUGCCGUCGCCCGCUGGAUCACAAAGAUCCUUGGAACAUUCGGUCUCGACGAGAAUGCCACGGCGCCCUAUGACGGCCUUGGCUGGGCUGCACCUGCGUCUAACGCGAAGCUUGACCCCAACACUGUCGUGCAACCCUACGCGACGGUGUUCGAGACCGUGAAGUCGGACGUCGAGGCACUGAAGACUUCGGCCGAUUCCGUUUCCGCCCUGUUGUCGCAACAAAACCCGGAAGCAGAGUUCUCUGCUUUGGCUGAGAAGGGUAUGCGCGACCCUGAACAAUUGGCACUGCCGUACCUGCGGGCGACCUCAAGACUGCGCGACGAGCUUCGUCGUAUCGUGUCAUCAGUGUCUCCCGAGACGAAGAAGGCCAUCCUAUCUCUUACAGAUCGGAUUCGUGACGAAGACCUGACAAAUCUCGGAGUUUACUUGGAUGACAGGCCGGAUGGCAAGUCAUCAUUGAUCAAGUUUGUACCUGCCAGCGAGUUGAUCGCGGCGAAGAACGAGAAGUUGGCCAGGGAAGCGGACAAGGCCCGGGCCAAGGAAGAGGCGAAACGAGCGCGUGAGCAAGCGGAGAAGGAGAAGUGGGAGAAGGCUAAGCUUCCCCACACGGAGCUGUUUAAGGGAGAUGAGAAGUACUCGGAGUGGGACGCGGAGGGACUGCCAACUAAGCUUAAGGACGGCAGUGACGUGCCCAAGAGCCAGCUCAAGAAGCUGCAGAAACAGUGGCAGAGCCAGAAGAAGGCGCACGAGGAGUACCUUGUCAAGUUUGGUGGUAAAUCAUAGACAGGUCAGAUUUGAUGGCAUCGACUGGCAUUAAAAGCGAG
Colletotrichum scovillei is the source of this 2664-nucleotide messenger RNA. RefSeq names its product tRNA synthetase class I catalytic domain-containing protein. The record is from RefSeq and is a predicted model, not a curated record. Gene Ontology annotation, molecular function: ATP binding; cysteine-tRNA ligase activity. Bases 119 to 2623 code for a protein of 834 amino acids. Gene Ontology annotation, cellular component: cytoplasm. Gene Ontology annotation, biological process: cysteinyl-tRNA aminoacylation. Lineage: Eukaryota; Fungi; Ascomycota; Sordariomycetes; Glomerellales; Glomerellaceae. The transcript is spliced from 3 exons.